Galleria mellonella (greater wax moth) is the source of this 2758-nucleotide messenger RNA. RefSeq names its product zinc finger protein 26-like. The coding region runs from base 387 to 2714 and encodes 775 amino acids. NCBI's taxonomy places the organism in Eukaryota, Metazoa, Arthropoda, Insecta, Lepidoptera, Pyralidae. The record is from RefSeq and is a predicted model, not a curated record. The transcript is spliced from 4 exons.
CAAAAAUCUUGAAAAGUGAAAACGUCAAUAGCUUAUUAUAGGCCAUUUUGAUCAUUCCAUUUUUUUAUAAUGAUUUAAUAUUAAAAUUAUUGAUUUUUAGCACAAAGGCGUCUGUACAUAAUACAAAGGAGAUAUUAAAUAUUACGUAUAACAUGUAUAUAUAGUGAUAAAAUAUGCCAUAGUAACUAUAAGUUGUGAAUUUUGGUGAUAGUAUUACUAUUAAAGAUAACUCGGUGAAGAGUGCAACGUCGCCAAGCGACUUUAAAAUUUUGUUGGUGAUAAGAUGAUUAAACAAGAGAGCACAGGAAGUACAAUUAUAUUAAGAGCAAUUGGAGUUCUAUGGUGUCUACGUACCCCUAGUUUAGAGAUUAGAUAAAGCAUCAAAGAUGUCUAUAAAAGAAGAAGAGCCUGAUAUAAAAAUUAAAAUUAAAGUCGAGGAUGGUGCUCGUAGCCCUAAAAGGAAGGAUCCCACUUCUUUCUUGCCAGACGAACCAAUGACUUAUGAGAUCAAACAGAAGAAGAAGAAGAAGAAAAAGAAACAUCAAGAGGAUCCAUUUAAAGAUAUAGACGAGAAGGCGCCAGUGACUAUAACCAGAGAUAUCAGUGCCAGUGAGAAUGAAGUAGUUCCCCCUGUGGAUAUAAAGUUAGAUCCAGAGGUUAAUAUUAAGGUUGAGAAUAUUGAGGUGGAGUUAGAUUUUAAUGAUUUUGCUAACAAUGGAAGCUUAAUGGUAGAAGGUCCUCAAAGUGAAGACAGUCAGGAGCCAGAGGUGAAAAUUGAGCAGCAGAACCAUGAAGCGGUGCUGCUGACCUUCGAAAGUAUAAUCAAUGACAAAUCUGUAUUCGGAUACAGUCAGGGUGUGGAAUCUGCACCGUCCCACGUAUGCAAAGUGUGUCAUCUAGUCUUUCAAUCGCCCAAAACCCUACGCAUGCAUCAAAAGAGAAAGCACAAAGUGUUUAGAAAAUAUUUUAAGCAUAUAUGUGAUUACUGUGGAAUGUCCUAUGAAAUGAAGAAUAGUCUAGUCGCGCAUAUUAAAAGGAAACACGGGCCGAAUGCAAUACCUGAUGAUAGCGAGGAGCGGACAUGUGAUGUCUGCGCAUUAGUUUUCAAAGGUAUGACCAGGCUACGGAUGCAUAUGAGAAGGAAACAUGGCUCCUUUGAGGAGUCCUUCAAGCACAUAUGCGAGGAGUGUGGCCUGACCUACGACAAGUACAGAAGUCUAAUAGUACACAUGCAGAGGAAACACUCCACUAUAAAGAAGCCCAUAGUCGAACAGUGGUUCAACUGUCCUUUUUGCCCGAAGAUUUUCAGUAAACGGGAGACUUACGCGCGCCACGUCCAAAGGAAGCACAAAGUGCCGGAUGAGGAUGGCGUCAAAGAAGAAAUGAAGGAGGGAGCAUUAGAAAACUCUAUGAAUGAGAAAACAGGUGAGUUCACUUGCAAAGAGUGCCCUUUAGUUUUCUCUUCAAUUAAUUUCCUCAAACUACAUAUGAGGAGGAAGCACAACGCUUUAAAGGAAGAUUUUAGACUUAAGUGUAGGAUUUGUAAUUUGUCAUACGAUAAAAUUGAGAGCCUGAAAAGGCACGUACGAAGAAAACACGACAAAGGCUCACACUGUGAAGUGUGCAAUAAGCAAUUUGAUACAAGGGAACUCUAUCUGAACCAUUCCCACGUGAAGGCGAUCAAGGAAUGUUCUAUUUGCGGGUUGAUAUUCGCUUCCCAGGGCGGUCUCGCUAAGCAUUUAAGGUGCACGCACAAAUUGGACUUACCCAAGACUGUCUUUUGUAAUAUGUGCAAUGAAGGUUUCCACGAUAAGAGGCAACUCAAACCUCACUUCAUGAAAGUGCACCUGAACGUGUCCUACACUUGUAAAUACUGUAAAAAGGUGUUUAAAGCGAAAGAGAGUUACCGGCGGCACGUGCUGUUCAAGCAUCCAGUGAGCAAUUUGACCCAUAGUCAAAUGCAAAAAUGUGAACAAUGUCCCGCAACAUUCCUCGACGAGUUCGAGUUGUGCCGUCACUUUAACACCGCGCACAGGAUACGGGAUCCCUCUGAGCCGUAUUUCGAUGUGAAAAAGGAGGAAUUAGAUAUAAAAGACCCCUUUCAAUGCACAAAAUGCUCCGAGUCCUAUCCUGCAUGGGAUCAACUGAGGUUGCACUUCGAGCAGAAUCACCAUAUGUCUGAAGAUACACAGUGCCAGAUUUGUGGUGAAAUAUUGCCAACUAGUAAACUGCAGAUGCAUAUAAAGAAUCAGCACACAGACGUCGAAGUUGUUAGAUGUAAGUACUGCCAAUUCACGACCACAAACCGAGCGAGUAUGACCCAGCAUAUGUUGCGGCAUAAAAAUGCGACAACGCUGCACUGUGAUUACUCUGGGUGUCGCUAUAAAACGUACUAUGAAGGUGCUAUGGAGAAGCACAAGCAGAAACACGCCGAUCAGGGUGUCAAGUUGCAAUGCACGAAGUGUCCAUUCCAAACUAUGAACAAGUACAUCCUGAAAUACCAUGAGGAAGCGCAUAUGACGGGAAAGAAGAGGUAUACAUGCGACCAGUGCGACUAUGCCACCAUAUUGCCAGCGAAUUUAGUCCAACAUAAAUAUAAGCAUUCCGCAGAGAAACGAUUCAAGUGCGAGGUGUGUCCGUUCGCGACCAAGUACAACACUUCGUUGCGGUUCCACGUCAAAAAGAAACACUGUGAUCUCCCAACUAUCAGCUGAGCUGUUAAAUGGUUUUGUUUUUUAUUAAAGUAUUUGGUGUUAUA